This is a messenger RNA of Phymastichus coffea, 4664 nucleotides long. RefSeq names its product DNA-binding protein D-ETS-4 (gene Ets98B). The coding region runs from base 293 to 2155 and encodes 620 amino acids. NCBI's taxonomy places the organism in Eukaryota, Metazoa, Arthropoda, Insecta, Hymenoptera, Eulophidae. The transcript is spliced from 6 exons. Gene Ontology annotation, biological process: regulation of transcription by RNA polymerase II; cell differentiation. Gene Ontology annotation, cellular component: nucleus. The record is from RefSeq and is a predicted model, not a curated record. Gene Ontology annotation, molecular function: DNA-binding transcription factor activity, RNA polymerase II-specific; sequence-specific DNA binding.
GCGAAUCCGUUCGCUCGCUUUAUUCGCACUUUGUUGUACGGCACGAGCGCACCUACGGUAAGCAGCAGCUUGUGAUGGCUGCAGCACGUGACUUCCACUUACGUACGCGCCUUGCCGUCGAGUGAGACAGUUUAACCGUCGUUUGCCUAUUUUUCGGUAGUGCGACAAUUCUCGGUCUUGCAAAUUUAUUGUUAUUUGAGUGCGGUGCCGAUCGAUAGUUGUUCAAGAAAAAGGUGACACAGUGUACGUGAAACUUUGCCAGCUACCAGCCCAGCGGAUUACCACCGGCAAAAUGCCGCAAACGGUACCAACGGCCGUUGGCCUUUCGCCGUUGUUCGACUACAGUGCCUUCCAAUUCGACCUCUCGUUACUGUCCGACGACUACGGCACUCAAACAACAACCACAAGCAUCAACGCUACCGCGACAACGUUGUCGACCAAUCAUCUCCAAGCGAUGAACAACAACAACAACAAUAACGUCCUGAAGCCAAUGCAAAUCAAGCAAGAAGCUCACUCGCCGAGACCAGGUUCGCCGAGUUCGAGUUCGUGCACUUACGCCAGUCCGUCCUACCCGUGUCUCGGAGGCGAGCUGUCGCCCAACUAUUCACGCGAUGCCUCGCCCGCUUACCCCACCAGCCCUUACUAUCUGCCGCAGAGUCCGCAGAGCGCUCAACUCUAUCCCACGAGUCCCGAGCCAAGUCCUCCCAUCACUGCCACCAGCAAGCCGCCUGUCAAGAGGGAGAAGAGCUUUGAUCUUCUCACGAUACUCCACGAAUCCAGACUGCUGGCCGAGAGCUUGGGUUACAAAGAAGACUCGACAGACUGCACGGUGCCCUGCACACCCCCGCGGACGGAGGAAGACAUCUACAACAGCCUCGACGCCGAUUUCUUCCCCAAGAAAGACGAAUCCAAUCCGCUGCUCAAAGAAAUACUCUUCAAAGAGGAAUCCAGACUGUCGCGCUCGUCAGCUUCUUCCUCAUCGUCCUCCUCGUCGGCAGCUUCGACUUGCUCCUCGUCCUCGUUAGCUUCUUCGCCAGCGCCGCCAGCCUCUCUCGACUAUGAGAAGUCGUCCCUCCGCGAUUUACUUUUCCGAAAUGCCAGCAACGUGAGCAACGUGACCAAGAUCAGCGCCGAGGAGACGAGCACGGCGCUGAAGCUCGACACGUGUCCGGGGAUCGGCACGCCGAAAGACGACUGCGACGAGGACGCGAUGUCGAAGAGUGGCGAUCACCAGCUGCUCAGAGAGGUGCUCCGGGACACGAGUUUCCAAAGGAAGUACAAUUUGAAGCCCGUCGAGCUUGGCAACAUCGGCACUGGUUACGUCGAAGAGAUGGUCGAGCCUGGGGAAUGCGUUGGCGACCUAGCGCGAGAACAGAUCGAGCCCGUCUUGAGCUUGGCCAUUCAGCAGCUGCAGAAAGACUUUGACAACACUUGCGUCGCUCUGGGCAUACAUCCAGAGCCUUGCCGCUGGAGCGCGGUCGACGUUGCAGCCUGGGUUCAGUGGGCUCGGAGACAAUUGCAACUUCCAUCUGUACCACUGGAAAGCUUCAACGUGGACGGCGCUACCCUCGCCUCGUUUACCGAGGAGGACUUUUGUCAGAGAGCACCUCAGUGUGGCAGUAUGCUGCACGCUCAGUUGGAGAUCUGGAAAGCAGCUGUGGAGGAGUCGCCGAGAAACACAUUGACUUCGGCCUGGACUUCGACCACUGUCGUUCAGUCACCCAGCAAUGGAAGCUCGUCCCCGUCAAUCGCGAGCAGUGCGCCCGGCAGCGUCAAAGAUUCGAGCAAUAUGGAUUACUCGGAUGACGAGGACGAUGAAGCGAGUCCCGUGGAGGCUGGUAGCGAGGGCACGAGCGUCGGCAAAAUUCGCAGUAGCGGCUCGCACAUCCACUUGUGGCAAUUCCUGAAGAAGCUGCUGCAGAGUCCGAGCGCUCACGGCUCGUGCAUUCGCUGGCUCGACCGUAACAAGGGCGUGUUCAAGAUCGAGGACUCGGUGCGCGUGGCGCGGCUCUGGGGCAAGCGGAAAAAUCGGCCGGCCAUGAAUUACGACAAGCUCAGCCGAAGUAUCAGGCAGUACUACAAGAAGGGCAUCAUGAAGAAAACCGAGCGCAGUCAGAGACUCGUCUAUCAAUUCUGCCAUCCGUACUGUCUUUGAGUGCGCUUACGUAAGCUUGCGGGAAAAAUCGGCGUCGAUCUUGUGCUAACGAUCGCUUCCGUCUUUUUCACAUGCGCGAUGGAAAAGGUACCUUCUCGUUCUUUUUUUCUUCGUUGCUUCUCAGCGCGCGCGUGCACGCGAGAGAGAGAGAGAGAGAGAGAGAGAGAGAGAGAGAGAGAGAGAGAGAGAGAGAGAGAGAAUCCCUCGCGACUUAACGGGAAUCGAGCUAAAACGAUUGACUUUUCUCUUCCAAAAUGCCGACUGAUCAUUCGAGAUAUAGCUUUUAUUCGAGUUCGAUCAGUCCGAAUCUAUCUACCUCGAUUUCCGUGUCUUCAUGAAAAUUGUGUAUAUGCUCACCUCUUGCGAUCUUGUUUAUAAGUUGUACAGAUCCGUUGCUAAUGCAAUGUGGUAAAAAUCACACGGGUCUCACGUGUACGCCUAUAUUGGCCUCUUUUUUUUUCUCUGUUUUCUAUCUAUUAAUUGCCUCGUAACCCCGAAGAGGAUCGAUCGAUUUUCUAAUUAUGUUCGGGAGGUACAACCCGAUUUUACUUUCCUCUUCGGUGUUAUUAGCACUAUAUUAAGCUUUGUUGUUGACAAAAAUAUAUAAAAUAAAAAAAAAUAUAUCGAAACAGACGAAGUCUCCAUGAUUGCUUACUGAUCCCGCCGACGAUGAGCUUCGUAGCAUAAUAUCUCGACGAGAUCUUAGCGCGCGGAACUUUUCGUUGCUGCUUGGUCAACGUUAUCGCCUUCAAAAUUUUUAUGUAAGAAAAAUUUACUAUUCGAAAUAUAUAAAUUGACCCAUCUAGAUAUUUUUGAAACGUACGAUUGCGAUUGGCUUUUCUUAAGGCAAAGUAUUGCUUUUUUUUAUAUCAGUAACGUUAAAACAAUGGCGAGUAUUUGUUUACUUGAAUGCUCAGAGUUCGAAGGGGUUGGUGAUUUUGGUCCCAUAUAUCUAUGAUAUAUUAAACCUGUAUGUUCCAUGAACGACUAGCUUGUAAGAUGUUAUCUAGAGUUCUUAAGCAGAAGCUCACGUGGAUUGCAUUUUAUUACGUUGUAAACUCAAAAAUAAUCUGCACGUGUUAUAUUUACUCAUUCAAAUUUAUAUAAAUCGUACGUAUAAGUUUUUUCACUUGAGUUUAUUAUAGAGCGUAAGUAAUAAUACUAUUUGAUAUUAUUAAACGUUAAUUGCAAAUAUUUUUUCACAUAAUCAUUGAUCAAUUGAUGAUUAUCAUUAGCUUUAACCUCCAGUUGAUUAUUAUGUAUUUGAAAAUACUCUUCUUGAUAUAAUGUGUUCGUAAUGAUUAGAUGCAAAAUUGUCAUGAUUUAAUUGACAAUUAUGCAUGUAUUCUGUAACUUAUAACUCGCUCGCCUCGUAUUAAAAAAGCACUGAUUGAUUUUACUCGCCUCAACAAUGAUCAUCAAAAAUACUCUAAAAAUUAUAUUUUUCCUUUUCCUACUAAGUUCGAGUAGAAAAUGGUGGUAAAGUUACUAUUAUUGCGAGAUAAAAUUUUAAAACCUUUUGAUAAAAAGUUGUUCCUUUUUAAUUUUCAAGGCGACCGACCGAAAAAUUAAUCUUAAAUAUAUAAGUAGAUUUAAAUGAAAUAAUAGAAUAUUGUUUAAGAACGUUAUAUUCAUUACGUUCAAAGGUAAUUCUUAUCACAUCACCGUACUCGAUUAUGUGCGUGUGUGUUUGUGUGUGUCUGUGUGUGUCUGUGUGCGUACGUGUGGGUUUGCGCGUGCAUAUGUGUUUCUACUCAUAAUCAUAUAGUUUUCUUUUAUUUAUUUAAUUAACAGAUUUGAAGAAUCUCUUUUUCCAAUGGUUACAUUUAUUCACUCGAGAACACUACAUAUAUAGGUUAGGAUUUUAUUUAUGAUUUAAAAUCUACAUGGUAAUUUUUAAAGAAGAACAUGAAAUUUUAUGAAUGUUAUAUGUGUAUGGAAUCUUUUGAAAUCUAAUAUAAUACAACUUUUCCAUACUAAAAACGUUUGUAUCAAUGAAAUAAAGAUUAUUUAAUUAUUUCGAAAUGAAUAAUUAAAAUAGCAAUAUUUAUAUUCAUAAUUUUACAGGGUGUUUGUACAUUAAAUUAAAAUCCGUAAGACAAUAAAAUGUACUCUCAUAAGAAAAUUGAUGGCAGAAUAUUUACGAUGGUCCUGUGCGAUUGACUUGUGAAGGCUGUUAAAAAAUAUGUAAAUUAAUUACAAACUUUUCUACGUUAUUGUACAAAUAUUAUAAUACUCACAGUAAAAUACGAUCGAAUUAUUUUUAUUGUGUGUUAAUGUCAAUAAAAAAAUUUUAAUCUAAAACCGAAAUAUACUCUUUAAAAUAUAUUAUACAAUUAUAACGUAAGUGACAAAGUACAGAUUUUGUAAACAAGUAAGCGAUAUCCAUGUAUUUUUACUAAUGUACAUUAAAUGAAAGAAUAACAUUGUAUAGAGAUGUUUCAUAUUAAAAAAUGUGCGUUUUUAAGCGUCGAUACUAUAUACAAAUAUAUAUUUUUAAGAUACACUG